CUCUUACAAGGUGUCCCUCCUCCAAGAUGAUAUAAAUCUCGGUCUCCUGCAAUGGCCGCCUCCGCAGCAGCUUCUUACAAGGCUCGCAAGGAAGCCUUCGUGUCCAACCUGUAUGGGAGUUCCUUGACCGAGAUCAACCUGGUCACGCUUGUUGCCGCAGCCGCAGUGUUUCUCUGGACUGCUCUGCAGAAGAGAUACUCAUUCUUCACGCCAUACUCUCCUGUUGCUUUGCUGGCGGACUUCUUGCUCAAUGUCUGCGCCAUUUUAUUCGCCAUCACUCUAUAUUCGUCGGCGCCCUUGGUCUUGAACGUCUUCCUCGUCACUCCCGCGGUGCUCUUUGUAUUCCUCCAGACCGGCGGACAGUCGACCUCUUCUUCGGAUGAUCCAGUAGUCAAUCCAUCGACAAAGACACCGAAGAAACCAACAAAAGUCAGCCCUGUCGCUGUCAAUGGCACGGCUGCCAGCACUUCCAAUGCUGCUGCAACCCUCCCGGUGCGACCAUUCCUCACUCAUUACCGCGGGUCCAUGCUCGUUGUGACCUGUCUGGCCAUCCUAGCUGUCGACUUCCCCAUCUUCCCCCGCCGGUACGCCAAAGUUGAGACAUGGGGCACCUCGAUCAUGGACCUGGGCGUGGGCUCUUUCGUCUUUUCCGCCGGGGUGGUAUCUGCUCGGGCUGUGGUCCGUGCCCGUCCCAAUGAUCAAGCAUCCCCCGCCGCCACCGCCACCACCAACUUCGUCCGUCGUUUUCUUCAGGCCUGUCGACACUCCAUCCCCUUGCUCGUCCUCGGCCUCGUUCGCCUGUACAGCGUCAAAGGACUCGACUACGCCGAGCAUGUCACCGAAUAUGGAGUCCACUGGAACUUCUUCUUCACGCUGGCACUCCUACCCCCUUUUGUCGAGAUCUCCGACAGCCUUACGCGCCGGGUAUUCAAGUCUUACGAGACCUUCGCUCUCACCCUCGCCGUCAUCUACGAACUCGUGCUCAACAACACAGACCUUCUCUCAUACAUCCUGAUCUCUCCUCGCGGCCCGGGUCUGCUGUCCAAAAAUCGAGAAGGCGUCUUCUCCUUCACGGGAUACCUGGCGAUCUUCCUCGCCGGGCGCGGAGCCGGAAUGCUCGUGGUCCGCUUCAACGAGCCCGUCCCCAAGGUUGCCAAGCAGUCGAGCGCCAGAGAAGUCGCCCGUCGCGAGCGGCAACUGGUCCUGAGAGGCCUUUUCGUCAAGUCCCUCAUCUACGCGUCCCUGUACUGGCUGACGACGAGCCUCUACACGUUCAAUCUCACGGUGUCGCGUCGCCUCGCCAACCUCCCCUACGUGCUAUGGGUGGUCGCGUUCAACAACGCCCAGCUCUUCCUCUUUGGCGUGGUGGAAGGUUGCGGACCAACGUUCUCGUACGAAGCGGAAGACAGGGACAGAGUUCGGUCCGCGACCAGCCGCGUCCUGGCCGUCUACAACAGCAACGGCCUCGUCCUCUUUUUGAUCGCGAACCUCUUGACCGGGCUGGUCAAUCUAAGCUUCAACACGCUCGACAUGCCGCCCCUCCAGGCAAUGGGCCUGUUGGCGGGUUAUGCCGUGGUGGUCACCGGGGUCGCCCUGGGACUGGACAAGACCGGCGUGAAGAUCAAACUCUGAGGUGCGCGACACCGUACAACCUACCGUGGUACCCCAAGGGUGUCUAAGGCAUCUAAUGAGGGAGUCUUCCCUCGAUGGAGAGUCGCACAAUCCAUUGCUCAUGGGAGCGACAGGGAAACAUUCACGAGCAUUCAAGGGUUCAGACUCGCCAAUCCCAAGGGGCUAUGUAUACGAAUGUAAUAUACAAGAUGAAAUGCACUACUACAUUUAUCCU
Messenger RNA from Cladophialophora immunda, 1846 nucleotides. RefSeq lists its product as uncharacterized. Bases 52 to 1632 code for a protein of 526 amino acids. The record is from RefSeq and is a predicted model, not a curated record. NCBI's taxonomy places the organism in Eukaryota, Fungi, Ascomycota, Eurotiomycetes, Chaetothyriales, Herpotrichiellaceae. The transcript has 2 exons. Gene Ontology annotation, molecular function: glucosaminyl-phosphatidylinositol O-acyltransferase activity. Gene Ontology annotation, biological process: GPI anchor biosynthetic process; protein localization to plasma membrane. Gene Ontology annotation, cellular component: endoplasmic reticulum; membrane.